AUGUCGGCGGCGGACGGUGGUGCUGCGGCACUGCUUGUUGCCGGCCUCAGUACCGGCAAUGAGGUGAUGUACGAGGACGAUCUCACCGACAACACCAUCCCCGAUAUACAG
Messenger RNA from Gongylonema pulchrum, 111 nucleotides. NCBI's taxonomy places the organism in Eukaryota, Metazoa, Nematoda, Chromadorea, Rhabditida, Gongylonematidae. The record is from the annotation of a GenBank genome assembly.